UGUGGCUCACCAGCCUGAAAAAAAAUUCUUAGGAUCAGUCUCCAUCAUUAUACUUUACUUGACCGGCUAGUUCUGCAAAUUUUUUCUCGAGAUCUUCAAAAUUCAAAAUUUCUCCCCGACCUUUUUAAUUGGGUGAUUAAUCUUGGCAUCCGUCUGAACGUCAUCCGUUCCUAAUCACGACCACAUCGGAUAAUCGGGAGCACCAAAUUAACAUCAGAAUCAAAAUCGACAAUUGGAUUCCUUCGAUUUUGAUUUAAUUUUAGUUACUCGAGACGGACGGACUCAUUGAUCACUCAUUAAUUUAAUUUAAUUUCAAUAACUUAAAUUCCAUUCAUCCAUUGAUCGUCCAACCAAUUCAAAUAAUAACUCUUGUUUAAAUUUGAAUUAAGUUUCUUCCCCCUAAAAAUUGGACAGGGUUUGUCGUGUCCAUCCAACACGUAGUUAAAAAUACUGGACUCAACAUUAUAUAUGAAAAUCAGAGUUAAGAGUUAGCAACACAAUCAUCAGUCCAAUUUCUAUUCGAAUCAGAGUUGUAGGGAAACAAAAAUCGUGUAUCAAGAUUUCGUUUUUGGUUAGGUAGGUUUCAUUUUCUGUUGUUGCAUGGAAUUCAGAAUAUUUAGAAUAAUUUUAGCCAAUACGAAGAGCUAAGAAAUUUAUUAUAUAUCAUGUACUAAACUAUUAUAUUACUUGUUAAAGUUGUUUUUGGUUGAGUUGGUCAAUUUUGUAGGAUUAGCAGUAGAAUCCGUUAUUAUUAUUUCCUGAUUUCUUCUCGACCCGAGAAAUUUCACGAAUUUUGUUAUAAUUCAGUUUCAUAUUCAUUAUUGUUAUAUUUCAAUUUAUUGGAUUCUGCUGACUGAACGUAAUUGUUAAUACAUUUAUAAAUUCAGUUCAUUAGGUUUAGUUUAUAGAAAAAAUUAGUUGUUAAAUUAAUUAAAAAACACUACGCUACAAGUUGAAAAUCCACUGGCCAGCACGAAACUGCGAUAAGUUGAAGGUUCCUCGUUAACUACGACACGGAAAGUUGUGUGUGAUUGGAAAUAGUUUUUGCAAAACCAUUUGGUUUUAACAAAUCAUGGCCAGUGGUAACGGGGACCUGAGCGGGCUGACCGAUGAGGUAACUGACGGCCCUGUUGAAACUGGAAAGGUUGACGCUACUGGUGGCGGUGACACUUUCAAUUCUUCAACAACUUCUACUCCGAGCGAAUCUGUCGAACCGCUGAAAAUUCCAGCGGAUCAACGAUCGGCAGAUUAUCAAAAACUCAUCCAGUAUGGUCUUGAUGAAAAAGUUUCUGCUAAACUGGAUGAUAUUUACAACACUGGGAAACUAGCGCAUAGUGACCUUGAUGAGAGGGCAUUGGAUGCUCUCAAGGAGUUUCCCGUUGACGGGGCUCUAACGGUGCUGAAACAGUUUCUGGAUUCGAACCUGGAACAUGUUUCCAACAAGUCGGCCUAUCUGUGUGGCGUCAUGAAAACUUAUCGACAGAAAUCCCGUACCACUCUUACCGCUUCUCAAGGUGGCUCGCCAACUGGAAGCCCUGUGAAAGGACCGGACGAGGCAAAAAUCAAGGCGAUCCUGGAACGAACUGGCUACUCCCUGGACGUAACUACUGGUCAAAGAAAGUAUGGAGGUCCUCCACCCAGUUGGGAAGGCAUUCCACCCGGCAACGGCUGUGAAGUUUUCUGCGGCAAAAUCCCUAAAGACAUGUAUGAAGACGAACUGAUUCCCCUCUUCGAAAAAUGUGGUGGAAUCUGGGAUCUUCGUUUGAUGAUGGACCCCAUGACCGGGCUCAACAGGGGUUAUGCCUUUGUCACAUUUAUGAAUAAGGAUGGAGCUCAGGAAGCUGUUCGUCAGCUUAAUGAAUUUGAAAUCCGUAAGGGUAAAAAGAUCGGGGUUACAAUUUCGUAUAACAAUCACCGUUUGUUUGUCGGGAACAUUCCUAAGAACAGAGACCAUGAUGAACUCGUUGAGGAAUUUUCGAAACAUGCUCCUGGUUUGACGGAAGUGAUCAUCUACAGCUCUCCAGAUGAUCGAAAGAAGAACCGUGGUUUUUGUUUCCUUGAGUAUGAAUCACACAAAGCUGCCUCUCUUGCCAAGCGUCGUUUGGGUACAUCAAGAGUCAAAGUGUGGGGAUGCGACAUCAUCGUAGAUUGGGCGGACCCACAAGAAGAACCUGAUGAUGAGACCAUGUCCAAAGUGAAAGUCCUGUACGUGAGAAACCUUACUCAAGAUGUAGCCGAGGAAAGGUUGAAGGAGCAGUUUGAACAGUUUGGAAAAGUGGAACGAGUCAAAAAAAUCAAGGACUAUGCCUUUGUCCACUUUGAAGAACGUGACGGAGCUGUGAAAGCCAUGGAUGAGCUGAAUGGAAAAGAUGUGGGCGGAUCUCUCAUUGAAAUCUCGCUUGCUAAACCUCCGUCCGAUAAGAAAAAGAAGGAAGAAAUUCUUCGAGCCAGAGAACGAAGAAUGAUGCAAAUGAUCGCAACCAGGCCGCCUCCAUAUGUCGACAUGCUUCCACCUUUGGCAGUUGGUGGUGGUGGUCGUGGGCGCGGUGGGAUGCGCGGAGGACACAUGGGUCGCACAGAUUUCGAAUACCAAAUUGGAUUCAAUCCGUCUUACUUGGAUUUUUCGUCUCACCCUCGAAACCGUAAUACCGCAAGUGAUCAUAAUCCUGAAUUUGGAUCCCGAUAUGGUAACGAGAGACAUCGUGGAUACAACAAUUCCAGAGUGUCUGGAAGCGCAUCAAGCCACAUUUUACAAAACGACAUGUACAGUGGCUACUCCUCUUCGUAUCGACGCAACAAUAACAACAAUGAUCAUGGAUCAAGAGGUUCGCGUGACAGGAGUCUAAAUUACAGCUACAGCUACAAUUCUCGCACGGUUGGGCGUGGCCGUGGGAUAGCGCAUGGUCACGAGCUGGAAAUGGGACAGCUGGGCGAUGGGCAGAUGGGGCCGGAGAUGCAUGGAAUGGUACUGGGGGAGCUGCAGGGUGGGGUUCAGCAUUCCGCGCACCAACUGGUCCCGCAGCUGCCAUACCGUGGACAUGGAAUCCAACUAGUCGCUCGGGCUUCGCUACCGGAAAUGGCUGGAGUCACCGCCCUGGUGAACAACGGCAACAGAAACAACGCACUCAGGGGAAAUUUUCGACGAAGGAUCAACGAUAACUUCGGUGCGACGGGAUCCGGGGUUGACGGGUUUACUGAUGUCUGGAUGGACGCAACGCGAUAAAUAUUCAAUUCACCACUAAUACACACAUGUUCAAAAUUCAAGCUAUCAUUUAACAACCUUCAAUCAAUCAUCAACCAGACUCAUCAUUGGAGCUUGUAAAACGAAUCUUUAAAACAAAACUAUUAUGAAACUUAAUCAGCAUGCAGAAGAACAAGUUGUCAUUCAACUUCAAAACCAAUGUUAAAAUAUUUCGCAACAGAGUUAUAAUGCUGAAAAUCAAUAUUAUUAUUAUUCUUAUCCUUAUCAUUUAAUUAUUACGACCUUUUAACACUGUGAACAAUGAAAGGUUUAAAUAUAAUGAACGUUACAGAUGUCUAUAAAAAUAAUAAUGUUGAAUAAGAACUAAAGUCAACAGAAAGAAAGAGGGAGAGAGAGAGAAACAAGAUCUAAUAUAUUUUUAAUAAUAUCGGCGACUCGUAUUUGAUAAGACGUUAUAAAUAAGAUUACGUAAUCCAAUUUUUCAUCCAGUGGAUUCAAUCAGGGUAGAAAAAAAUAACAAUAUGAAUUUUACUUUCUUGAUCAUUUAUAACUCCAAUCUAAAUUUGCAGUCGGCAGGUUAUUUUCUCUGCAAGUGUCAUUCUUUCAAUUUCAUUAUUAUUAUUAGAACUUAUUGGUUCAUUCGUUCAAACUACCAUUCAAUUGUCUGACCCCUUUAUUUUUUAGUUUGAAAUUAAACUCAAAAUAAUAUUGAUAUACGAUCCUUAAUACAAAUUGUUUUUAACGUUUCGUUUUAUAAAUCUUCUUCUCGGGAUGAGUAGGAGUAGAGUAGAGUACAUUUCAAUGAUACAGGUUUGGCUCUCGUAAUUUUAUUGUAACUUAUGUUAUCAUGAUUAAACCCGGUGUGCAUUUGUACGUAGUAAUUAGUUUAGUGUGUUUGAAAUUCAAAUAUUCUGUUUCCUCCUGUUAGAAAAGAUGUUGAUAACGAGAGCGUGUGCCAAACUCAUGUUAACUAAAGUUCAAUAAUUGCCGAAUCGUGUAGAAUUGGGAAAAAAUAGGGGGACGACGGAAUUCGGGUGCACAUGCAUAAUUUUAUAAGAAAUAUUAUUAUCUAUGUGGCAACUAUUUCCUACAUGUCAAUUUGCAUUUUCAGUUAUAACUUUAUUAUGAAUUGUUCUGGUAGCCGUAUGAAAAAUAUUAUGUCUGUUUCUCUUUCAAGUUUCAAUUCAGCAUGCACGAAUCGUAUUAUAAGUAAAUAAUGAUGAUGAUGAUAAUAAUCUUUGUUAACACUCGUUCUUAUUAGUUUUAGUGUUAGGUAGUUAAUUAAUUAGUGUUAAUUAUUGAUGGAAGACUGCAACUCUUUACUGUCUAUCUUGUAUACAGAGGUCUCUAUCCUAUCGACUCUCUCCAAAUGAGAGACCAUUUAUUUCUUAACUGCUAAGGACUCUUUCUAUUCUUUCAUUUCCGUUUAUAGUAUUUUUUUCUUAUGUUAAGAAUGGGGUGGGGACAUGUGUUUACUUUACUACUACUCAAUAUAUAUUCAGACAGUACAUUUAUCUAUUAUUACGUAAUUCCCUACAUCUACAUAUUUACUACACCAACCAACUAAAAAAAGGGGACUAUUAUUAUAAAGAAACUCGGUACACUUACUCUGGAUUAUUAUUACUCUUACAAAUGGGUCCACUCUAUACAACAAGUUGAGAUAUGCGAUUUGCUGGUGAACACAUAUUGUAGAAUAAUAUGCCAACAUUUUAAACCCAGUUUAUAUGUAUGUAAUUACUUACUUACCAGGAGUAAGAAGAGAGAAAGCUAAUAUCUUGUCCUGCUACCCCGAUACAUUAAUUUUUAGUGUAUGUAAUACCUAUCAUUUUACUAGUUGACUUAUUCUUUAAAAAAAAUUCUUGUAAUUCGUAAAAAUCUGUCCACUCUCCUCACAUUUAAUAUGCUACGUACGUAUUAAGCCUUAUUUCAAUUUAGAUGAUACGCAAAAAUAGUCUCCCCGAAGAAGAGAAAAAAAAACACUUAUCCAUUUUUUCCACUCACACACUGGCCACAGGACCGUGUCAUCCAUCCUACGCCUUUCUCUGUGAAAAAAUGGCAUAAAACAGAAUGCCGUACAAAUAAUAUUACGAUAAUACAUAAAUAGGUUAGAUAAACGAGAGAAAUGAAGAAAUCCAGGCAGAAGUAUAUAUAUAUUGACGAUAAUAUAAAUAUAUUGUAUAUUCUAAAAUAUCAUGAAAAAAAACAGGACACUAUACUUUUCCCAGAGAAAAAAUAUUAUGCAAUGCAACAAUAACCUUAAAUAAAAAACAGUGUCGCCUUGAUUUGCGUUGUCGGAAACUGCGACAAUCGACAAGCAAAUGUUUGUUUGAUACAUGAAAAAAAAGAAUAUGUAAAAAAAGAAAUCUUUGUUUAAAGAGUAUCAGCGUGUGUGAGGGGUGGGUGUGAAAAGUCGAAAGAAUGCGGAUUGAUUGCUUGACGAGGAAAGUUUGUCGGGAGAAAAUCGGUUAAUGUAUAAAAAUUAAAAGUAAAAUGAAAAUUAAGAUUUUUUUCGUUGCAUUUUUCUCUCCUCCUCUUUGUGUAGAGUUUAGAUUAUUAUAUAAAUUUACAUUAGAAAAAAAUUGUAAAAUUGAAUGAAAUCUUCAUCACGAAUUUGUUAUCACGUCCAACAACAUCACUGAAGAAGAAAAAAGUUGAGUUGCGUCCAUAAAAUUGAAUUAACAAAAAAAUGAAAUCGUGUACUAGAUCAGAAAUCAUUAUUACAUAAUUAUUAUGUGUGUACUAAUUGUAUAAAAAAAUUCAAAUAUUUGAUGGUGUAGGGUUCAGAAUAAUUAUUAAUGUAAUAAUGGGAAUUUUAUUUCAAUUUCACCAAAAAUAUGAUAAAUGAUGAUGAUGGCGGAAAAGUUAUUUGAUGAUAAAUUAACAUAACUUUUUCCCUUGUUUUUUUUGGUCCUUUGUGGUGGUUAUUAAUUAAUAUGAUUAUAAUUUAAAAUUAUUACUGAAAUCACGGUAUAAAUUUACAUAUUUGUUAAUAUUAUAUUUGUUAUUAAUUGAUGAUUGAUAUUGGGUUUUGCGAAGAUUUUUGAGGAGUUGUGAUGACGUGACCAGCUGUUGAUGUUGCAACGUUAGUUUAGAUUGUCUGUUGUUGAAUUUGUUGAGAAAAUGCUAUCCCUAUAUGCAAAAUUGGAACACUAAUAUUUACACUUUAGCUGAUUGGUUCAUUCAUUGUUAAAAUAUUUACUUGGUAUCAAUUUAUUGGAAAAUUCUUGUAAACAUUAUUAUUAUUACGUAACAUAAACACUAAAUGGAUACAUCAGGCAGGCAGACAGAGACGAGAGGAAAGUUUUCAAAGUUUGGACACGAGUUGUUGAGAGAGAGAGUAGAAAGUUGAAAAGUAGGCAAGGUUUGUUUUGGUUUGAGACGAGGUGAAAGUUGAAUAAAGAUAUAAUAUGAUAAAAUACAUGA
Molecule: messenger RNA, 6625 nt
Organism: Folsomia candida
Lineage: Eukaryota; Metazoa; Arthropoda; Collembola; Entomobryomorpha; Isotomidae
Product: heterogeneous nuclear ribonucleoprotein R
Exons: 21
Coding region: 1073-3223 (716 amino acids)
Cellular component (GO): ribonucleoprotein complex; nucleus
Molecular function (GO): mRNA binding
Source: RefSeq, a predicted model, not a curated record